AUGGAAUGUCCAGAAUGUGGAGAACCAACAACUUUUCAAAGAGCAAAACUUCUCUUCAAAUGCACUAAAAGAAGUUGUAGAAAAGCCGUAAGUGCCAAGAAUGGAACAUUUUUUGCCGGCCAUCGCGUUUCUUUUAGUGAGAUUCUUCACAUGGCUUACCUAUGGUUGUGGAAGACUUCAGUAAUCUCAAUAAAAGACCAAUGUGAAGUCAGCAAAACGACUGCUUGCUCAUUCUUGGGCUAUUUCCGUCAACUUGUGGCGGAUGCCUUGGAAACCGGAGAAUGUGUUAUCGGUGGAGAAGGCAUCGUUAUGGAAAUAGAUGGAACCAAGAUGAGCAAACGGAAGUAUAAUAAAGGCACCCUGUAG
This is a messenger RNA of Strongyloides ratti, 366 nucleotides long. RefSeq lists its product as hypothetical. The coding region runs from base 1 to 366 and encodes 121 amino acids. Lineage: Eukaryota; Metazoa; Nematoda; Chromadorea; Rhabditida; Strongyloididae. The transcript has a single exon. The record is from RefSeq and is a predicted model, not a curated record.